Messenger RNA from Gymnodraco acuticeps, 992 nucleotides. RefSeq names its product olfactory receptor 51L1-like. Gene Ontology annotation, molecular function: G protein-coupled receptor activity; olfactory receptor activity. Gene Ontology annotation, cellular component: membrane. The transcript is spliced from 2 exons. The coding region runs from base 48 to 992 and encodes 314 amino acids. Gene Ontology annotation, biological process: G protein-coupled receptor signaling pathway. Lineage: Eukaryota; Metazoa; Chordata; Actinopteri; Perciformes; Bathydraconidae. The record is from RefSeq and is a predicted model, not a curated record.
AGAUACAGAGAGCCUGAAUAAGUCUGUGAACUACUGUAUGUGGAGACAUGAAGAGCAACAGCAGCCUGAACCCUCCCUACUUUCAGUUGACUCUGUUUGCAGACUUUGGGCCCCUCAGAUACCUGUUCUUCAUCUUGUGUCUGUUCAUCUAUGUGACUAUAGUCUCUGCUAACAUGGUCAUUAUUCUGGCAGUGUUCCUGGAGAAGUCUCUGCAUCAGCCCAUGUAUAUUUUCAUCAGCUGUCUGUGUGUAAACUCUCUGUAUGGCUCAGCUGGAUUCUUCCCCAGGUUCCUGCAGGACAUCGUCUCUGACUCUCAUUUGGUCUCACGUCCACUAUGCUUUAUUCAGAUGUAUGUUAUUUACACCUAUGCUUCCUGUGAGCUGACCAUCCUCACUAUCAUGGCCUACGAUAGAUUCAUUGCUAUCUGUCAGCCCUUACACUACCACAGUAAAAUGACCUUCAAAUGGGUGCAGGUUCUUGUGCUUGUUGCUGUUUUCUACCCAGUGUCUACGAUGGGCUUCUGCCUCUAUCUUACUGUUAGAUUACCGCUGUGUGGAAAUAAACUGAACCGGAUUUUCUGCUCUAACUGGCCUGUGGUGCAGCUCUCCUGUGUGGACACCACUCCAAACAAAGUCACAGGUCACUUUCUCACGGUGACCAGCAUCCUAAUGCCCCUAUUCUUCGUCCUGUACACAUAUCUACGGAUUCUGCUGGUCUGCAGCAGGAGAUCGUCUGAAUUCAGAGGAAAGGCGUUACAAACCUGCCUGCCUCACAUCGUGACCUUUAUGACCUACUCCAUCUCUCUCUUCUGCGAGCUGUCUUUGACUCGAUUUGAGGCUGAUCAACUGAAUCCAAGCAUCGCAGUUAUUUUGUCCUUAGCGUAUCUGAUCAUUCCCCCCCUCAAUAACCCUAUAGUUUAUGGCCUGGGUCUGCCUCAAAUCAAAGGAGUCAUAUUAAGAUGUCUGAAGAAGGGUCCUGCUGCUGAAAUAUAA